AGAAGCCGAGGCGUAACAUUUUGAAAGGUUGUGUCCAAGAGGUAGGCACAGAGAGCGGGGAUGAGUUACGGUGGAUAAACGGGGGGAACAAAUCACGGCUUUUAAAGUGAAAAAUAAACAAACUGAAAAGUUUUGUUCUCGAAGGAACCGUUGGAGUACACUUUGACCAACAACACACCAUUUAACUCCGACCUCCGAUGCAAAGGCUCCAUGGCAUAAAGCCUGUCCUCAGAUUCAGCUGGUCCCUGGGGAAAGCUGCCGAGAAGCCCACCACUCUGACGUCCUGCUGUCAUUUUCCACAGCCUGAGGGGAAUCAGGAAGCAGCCGGCAGGAGCCAUGCCUGCCCUGGCCACCGGAGCCGGCCACGAGCCAGGUCUGUAUGAACUGCUGGCGGCUUUGCCCUCUCAGCUGCAGCCCCAUGUCAGCCGUCCAGAGGACAACACCUUCCUCCAGGACAUGUUUGGGGAGAGGAGCCUCCACUCGCUGGUCAAGAUCCAUGAGCGGCUGCAGCAUUACGAAGAGAGCAAACCCGUCCCCGUCUUGGACAGCGCUGCAGCUCUGGCCCAUGAAUUGUCUGGGGAGUUGGAAAGGAAACCAGCCAAUGGAGAAAUCAAGGAGCUUCUCAAACUACUGGCCAAACCCCACAUCAAGAGCCUUCUGACGGUCCACGACGCAGUUGCCCAGAAGAGUUAUGACCCCGAGCUACCUCCGCUGCCUGAAGACAUCGACGACGAUGAGGAUUCAGUGAAAAUCAUACGACUGGUUAAAAACAAGGAGCCUCUCGGAGCAACAAUAAUGCGUGACGAACACACAGGAGCCAUCCUCGUGGCCCGGAUCAUGAGAGGAGGGGCGGCCGACAGAAGCGGACUGAUUCAUGUUGGGGAUGAACUGAAGGAGGUCAAUGGAAUCCCUGUGGAUGACAAGAAACCAGAGGAAAUCAUUCGUAUUCUGGCCCAGUCACAAGGAGCCAUUACCUUUAAAGUUGUUCCCAGUGUCAAGGAGGAGCCGCCAACCAAGGAGCCAAAGGUGUUUGUGAAGGCACUUUUUGACUACGACCCUAAGGAGGACAAAGCUAUCCCAUGUAAGGAGGCCGGACUCGCCUUCAAGAAGGGCUCCAUCCUUCAGAUCAUGAGCCAAGAUGAUGCAACCUGGUGGCAGGCCAAACUUGAAGGUGACGCUAACCCCCGCGCCGGCUUAAUCCCGUCCAAACAGUUCCAGGAGAGGAGAUUUGCACUGCGACGACCUGUUGCGACUCUCCCAUUCCAGAGGAGCUCCAGCAGACGAUCAUACGAUGUGGCGGUAGAGUUUGCUGAGGAGAUCGAAGAGGAUGCUGACAAUAAUAGCGGACUCCACCUAGCUGGGUUCAGGAGAAGCUUCCGUCUCAGCAGGAGAGACAAGAAGACCAACAAGUCCAUGUACGAGUGUAAGAAGAGCGAAAUGUAUGACAUGGCUGACGUUCCCACGUACGAGGAGGUCACCCCAUACCGCAGGCAGAGCGGGGGUAAACACCGGCUGGUGGUCCUAGUAGGACCCACAGGUGUCGGCUUGAACGAGCUUAAGAGGAAGCUGUUGAUCACCGACGCUCAACACUUCAGUGUGACCAUCCCACACACGAGUCGGGCCAAGAGGAACCAGGAGAGCGACGGCGUGGAGUACCACUUCAUCUCCAAGAACCUUUUUGAGACGGACAUCCACAACAACAAGUUCAUUGAAUACGGCGAGUACAAAGGGAAUUACUACGGGACAAGCUUAGACUCUGUACGCUCCGUCCUCUCCAAGGACAAAGUGUGCCUGUUGGACGUCCAGCCUCACACGAUAAAGCACCUACGGACGGCCGAGUUCAAACCCUUCGUGGUGUUUGUGAAGCCGCCGGCAAUUGAGAGGUUGAGAGAGACCAGAAAGAACGCCAGGAUCAUAUCGGGCAAGGACGACAAGGGAUCGGCCAAAGCGUUUACGGAGGAGGACUUUCAGGAGAUGGUGAGCACGGCCCAGUCGAUGGAGACUCAGUACGGUCAUCUGUUUGAGAAGGUCAUAGUGAACGACGACCUCUCUGCGGCCUUCAGUGAGCUGCGGUUGGCAUUAAAGAAAAUUGAGACGGAAACUCACUGGGUUCCAGUCAGCUGGACUCACUCCUGAGACCCGCACUUACUGUAAAAGGAGAAAAGGGAAGGGCUUUGAGAAAAAUAUGCAGGUUUUUAUCUUUUUUAUAUCUGCUGCGGCUGGUGUUGAGGGGGUGGGUGGAGUAACGGGAAUAAAACAAGACAGCGCCAGACUGCUGUGUCGCCAUACCUGAGGUGCACAGAGCUAAAAAUAAUACGUUUUUGCCUGGGAUCAGGUUGGAUUUAGACCUCGGGCUGCGGUCUGGAUGUGAAUCUCCAGGUCUGACCAGAUCUGACAGGGUUGAGGCAGAGGGCGUCCGUCCAGAAUAUGGGUCUUGGAUAUGGAACUGGGUCUCAGUCUGGGUCACACAACCAUGGCCACGAGCUGGAGCUCUUUGGUCCAAAACCAGAAUGUGGAACGAGCCUGGACCAUCGUAGCGCCAGCAGUCCUGCCAGCACAUGAGCAACCUGCCAACCAGGACCCCUUCUUUAUGGCGUUUGUAACAUUAGACCAUUAGAAACCAAAGGGAUUGACAUAUUUCUUCUUGGUGGACAACUUACAUGUAUAUGUCUGUGAGAGAAACAACCUCUGAGGGGAAAAAUGAGAGGAAAGAAAACAUACUUGCCAUCUGUCUUACUAUAUUUCUGUGCUUCUAAAAUGCUUCCAUGACUGUUGCUCCAAACAAAACAUUGUCAGGUACACUUUCAAGUAAGGGCAAUAAGUGUAAUUUUAUUUAAGAGAAAUUAAUAUAUUUUCUAUUAUCUUUCAGUUGUUUUUUUUUUGCAUACCUUUUUAUAUACAUAUCUUGACUUUUAGAGAAACUUGUUCUUAACUGUCGCCUCUUCUCUGACAGCUUUUCACAUUCGAGGCAUCUCUUCUUUCACUCAAGUGUUUUGAUUUCAUCACCCUAGUCUAGUUUUUCCCCCUACAAAGCACAUAAAGAGCUGUUUUAUUUAGGUGUUAUAUAUUUCCAUUUAGGAGCAUUUUGAAAAGCCACUCUUCAUAUGAAGGUGCCCAGCAUAACAGCUUUGCCAUUUAAAGUCCCAGAACUGGACACUCUUGGCUGUCUGCUAGAAGAAAAUGUUCACAAUUCUGUUUUAUUAGGGUGGAGGCUUUAUUUUUAUUCACAUAAAAGUGGCUUCAGCGCAGCUGCUAAUAGCGGGGUCCAUAGCCCACGUCCAGGAUUUUAAUUUAGAGAAAUGCUAAGUAGCCGCUCCUGAAUUUAUGAGCAUUAGAAGUAUAUUACUAAUUUGAGUCUCCCAUUCCCAGUCUAAUUUACUCAGUGCUUUUCUUUUUUAAACUUCUAUCAUUGCAAUACUAAACUCUGAUUUCUAGGAAACUGAUUUUAAAAGCAGCUAGUCAUUAAUAAAUCAUGGCUCUAUCAUUAUCAUUAACAUUGUUACAGCCUUUGUAGAUCUUUGCUGCCAAUGUAAUGACACUCUGUUGAAGAGUUUUUUUUUUUUUUACAGAUUAUAAGCGCAACAUUUUGGAAGUACAUGUCUACACAUACAUAAGUACGAUGCUGUAGAGCCAUGUGGUGGCUAGUUUAGCUUAGCAUGACUGGCAGCAGGGGGAAACAGCUAGCCUGAUUCCUCAAAAUUAAAAACUACACCCAGUAGUGCAUCUAAAGUUGCGAUUUUAUGAACUUGUUUCUGUGUAUGUGUAUCUAUAUGUGUUAAUUUGCCAGCUUUAAACUUUGUCCAGUAUUUAUGCUAAGCUAAGCUAUUCACCUCUUGGCUCUAGCGCCAUACUUAACAUAUAGGUAUAAGUAGGCAAGUAAACUAAUUUCCCUCAAUGUCAAACAAUUCCCAUAAACGUACAGUUUUUUUACUUUCUAAAAUUGGCUUUUAUACUGGCUGUACAGCAGCUGUAUGUCCACCACAAGUUGCAAAGUCAUCAUCAUUUAUGAUGAUGCAUUUAUUUAACCUUCUCACAACAAUUAUGAUAUUUAUAUAUUUGAUUUCUGUCAAUUUUAAAAAAGGGUAAUUUGAGUAUAUAUGCUGUUCAGUAAAGAUAAGAUACAUUUUAAAAGGGAUUUUAACACACAAUUUUUUUUUGUUUUGUUUUGUUUUAAUCUCACAUUAAGAUUUUUACUUUUUUAUUUCUUCAUAUAUGACCCCUCUGAAAUCUGUUUAAUUCAUCCAAAUCAUAUUUGUACAUUCUCCAGAAAAUGAUUUUAAUUUCUUGCUGUAAAUGAGAUGCUGUUUAUGAGGCAAAGCGUUUGAAUUUACAUUAUUCUUGAUAACUGCUGCAUUUUAUAUUAAAGGAGAUCCAACUAAACUUGUA
This is a messenger RNA of Seriola aureovittata, 4386 nucleotides long. It is a transcript of the gene mpp7a, whose product is annotated as MAGUK p55 scaffold protein 7a. The record is from RefSeq and is a predicted model, not a curated record. The coding region runs from base 337 to 2136 and encodes 599 amino acids. The transcript is spliced from 20 exons. Gene Ontology annotation, cellular component: plasma membrane; cell-cell junction. Gene Ontology annotation, biological process: protein localization to adherens junction. Lineage: Eukaryota; Metazoa; Chordata; Actinopteri; Carangiformes; Carangidae. Gene Ontology annotation, molecular function: protein binding.